AUGUCGUUCCAUUUCGAUGGCAUGUUCAAAACCCAAAAGCAUACCCGUGAUGAUGGCAGCGAGUAUCUAGUCCCAAAUCCUCCACGCUUCCAGUAUUUCGCUGCUGUGACACCAAGUCCAAAGAACACUGGAUACACGCAGUGGGCGAGCUCGAAGCUUCUUCUGGAUCUUUUGCCAGCAGACAAAUCGCUUGGAUAUCUUCAAUCUCUGACAUGA
Molecule: messenger RNA, 216 nt
Organism: Bipolaris victoriae FI3
Lineage: Eukaryota; Fungi; Ascomycota; Dothideomycetes; Pleosporales; Pleosporaceae
Exons: 1
Coding region: 1-216 (71 amino acids)
Source: RefSeq, a predicted model, not a curated record